UCUACUGGCAAAGAGAACCACAAAAGAAAAAGAGCAAUGGAGUCUGCUAAACCAAACAUGGAUAUAAUAGGAGGCCACCAAAAUGUGAUCGUGAUGCGUCACGGUGAUCGCAUCGACGAUUUCGAGCCACUCUGGGUUUCAACCGCUGAGAGACCGUGGGACCCGCCGCUCCUUCACGACGGUAAGGUUCGAGCCUUUCAAACCGGUCAAAGAAUCCGGUCUCAGGUUGGUUUUCCGAUUCAUCGUGUCGUCGUCUCUCCUUUCCUCCGCUGCAUCCAGACCGCUGCCGAAGUCGUCGCCGCUCUCUCCGCCGUCGAUCUUGAUCACAACGCUCUAUCUUCUAAAGAAGUACCUUCCAUCGAUAACUCUAAGCUCAAGGUAGCUAUUGAAUAUGGAUUGUGCGAGAUACUGAGCACAGUGGCUAUUAAGAGUGAGGUUGCUCCCAAAGAUGGGAAGUUUGAUUUCAACUUUUCAGAUCUCGAAGCUAUGUUUCCUCAGGGAACUGUGGAUCCUAAUGUGGAUAUGGCUUAUAAAGAGUUGCCACAAUGGGGAGAAUCUGUGGAAGGCUUCAAGGAUCGAUAUGUUAACACACUGAAGGUUCUUGCAGACAAGUAUCCUUCUGAGAAUUUGCUAUUAGUCACCCAUUGGGGAGGAGUGAGUGCUACACUUUACAAGUACUUCAAAGACGCAACUAAGUACUUAGUAGAUUACUGUGGUUCUGUUGAAUUGAGAAGGCAGAUUUUGAAUAGUGAUGGGUUUGGUGAAUCUGUGGAAUUUGAGGUGGUUACUAGUCAUGGUGUGUCUUUCAAGGACCACAAAGUCCCAAUCCAUGGUCCUCUUUUAACCCAAUCACCGAUUUAGCCGGUUUUGUAUAUGCAUAUUUGGUUCUACGGUUUGUUUUAAUGUAAAAUAAAAAUAAGAUUGUUAUGGGUUCA
Eutrema salsugineum is the source of this 935-nucleotide messenger RNA. RefSeq lists its product as uncharacterized. The record is from RefSeq and is a predicted model, not a curated record. The transcript has 4 exons. NCBI's taxonomy places the organism in Eukaryota, Viridiplantae, Streptophyta, Magnoliopsida, Brassicales, Brassicaceae. The coding region runs from base 37 to 861 and encodes 274 amino acids.